Molecule: messenger RNA, 3145 nt
Organism: Sabethes cyaneus
Lineage: Eukaryota; Metazoa; Arthropoda; Insecta; Diptera; Culicidae
Product: protein FAN-like
Exons: 8
Coding region: 270-2990 (906 amino acids)
Molecular function (GO): protein binding
Source: RefSeq, a predicted model, not a curated record
CCUGCAGAAAAGUGUAAAAAACACCGGUUUAUUUUGUGAUUGUAUUGCGAAACUGGCUAAACACGGACUGGGUUGAGCAAGCUAAAUUCCACCACAGUGCGAAACAUAUGCGUUCACCGAUGGCUGCUGAUUAGUUAGUUUUUUUUGUGUGUUCCGGUUGUGUAGCUGCUGUAUAGGUACACAGUUUUAGUCAGUGCGAAGAUCAAGUUCAUUGAGUACAUGCAAGUACACCAUUUGCACGCAAACGUCUGCGUUGAUUCCAAGUUAGAAUGGAGAAGGAAAGACGCAUUCGCAGGUUCUCACUACUGCUGCUAGAGCCGGGUGAAAUCUAUUUCGAAGAUUUCUCCGUCGAUCUACUACCGACGCACGAUGGACAUAGUUCCAGCAGAAGCAAGCCUUCUUCCUCAAUGCCAACCGCGACGACGAUUGGUCGUCUGAAAAUGUGCUCGAAAUCGGUGGUCUUCGAAGCGAAAGACAACCUAAGGCUGCCACUCAUCAAAGUAGCCUACAAAGACUGCCUGCAGAUCCGUCGCUGGGAACCGUCCAGUCUCAGCUCGUCGGACUGCAACGUACUGGCCAUCGAAUGCAGUCAGUACACGGAAAUGCUCAACGAGAAUGUAGUUCAGCCCUAUCAGUUCCGCCAGGAACGUCGCACAUUUCUGUUUAGCUUUCACUACGCCAAACUGGAGGACUACCUCCAGCAGCUGUGCCAGCUUCAUCGCGCUUCGACCUUGCAUGCCUACGAGCAGAACAGUAUGAUCGCAACCAUCGUGUUCUCGCGCCACAACCGGGUGAAAUUUAAUCCCCUGUGGUUGGAGAACCUGUACGAGAAAAUCAUCGUCGACUACCAGGUGGACGAAAUUAAUCCUCUCGUGGUGAAUCCCGGCCGGUUGCUCUUGACGAAUGUCUUUGUCUACUUUCAACCGUACAACAACAUUCAAACGUACCCCGUGCUGAAAAUUCGUCUGAAAUCGAUUAAAAGUUUCCUCAAGCGUCGGUUUUUGCUGCGCCACGUCGGCCUAGAGCUCAAGUGGUCCCAACCGGGGGAACGUGAACGUCUGCUGUACGUAUCGUUCCGCGGGCAGCCGGAGCGAGACGAUUUUUACGCCAACGUGCUGGAACAGGAGGACUUUUCCGUUGUCGAACAAAUUCCGGAAAGCAUAACCUUAAAGUGGCAAAAUGGACUCAUCUCGAACUACGACUAUCUGCUGUAUCUGAACAGUUUGGCCGAUCGGACGUACCAGGAUCUGACGCAGUAUCCGGUGUUUCCGUGGGUGAUCAGCGAUUACAGUUCGGAUCGGUUGGAUCUGAACGAUCCGGUCGUCUAUCGGGACCUCACCAAACCGAUCGGAGCGUUGAACGAGGAGAGAUUACAAAGACUGAGGGAGCGCUACGAAGAGAUGGGUGAACCGAAGUUUCUGUACGGUUCGCACUAUUCGGCUCCCGGACUGGUUCUGUUCUACCUGGUGAGGAAGUAUCCCAAGUUGAUGCUUUGUCUGCAGAACGGCCGAUUCGAUCAUCCCGACAGGAUGUUCAACAAGGUCGAGGAUGUGUACAGUAACUGUCUGAACAAUAUGGCUGAUUUUAAGGAACUGGUUCCGGAGUUUUAUGACACGGAAAACAGGGGAGAUUUUCUGGUGAAUAAGAUGAAGAUCAGUUUCGGUCAGCGCUUUGAUGGGACCCCCGUAAAUAACGUACAACUGCCAAAGUGGUCCGACGGUUCGCCGGAGAAAUUUGUACGCUUACUAAGGGAUGCCCUGGAGUCGGACUUUGUAUCCGCCAAUUUGCACCAUUGGAUUGAUCUGAUUUUCGGUUACAAACAGAGGGGCGAAGAAGCCGUUAAAGCAAACAAUUUAUUCUACUACCUGUGCUACGAAGGCUCGGUGGAUUUGGACCAAAUCAAAGACCUGGCGAAACGGCACGCACUCGAGGUACAGAUAUCGGAAUUUGGACAAAUUCCAAAGCAACUCUUCCGGACGCCACACGUUUCGAAGUUGCUCAAAAUUGAGACUCCUCUAAAUAGCGGUAGUAUUCUAUCGCCAACCGACGGUGAAGUGCGAAUCGAACUGGAUGCCCAGUAUCACUCCCACAAGGACGAAAUCACUUCGCUGCUGCUGGAGGAAACGAUGGGUAGCAUCUUCACGACCAGCAAGGACGGCACCUUUAAGUGUUACAGUUUGACCGAGCGGCGACAGACACGCAGCGUCCAGAUCAGCGAUAUGCCACUGAGCGCGGCCCGGAUGACCAGCGAGAAGUCCAUGAUUUUAGGAUGUUGGGAUAAUAGCAUAAUAAUUUACAAUUUAGACUACGGAAGAAUUUCCCAGGUGAUACCAGCCCAUGACGACGCGGUUUCCUGUUUGUCCAGUGUGAACGGAAGUGAUUUGCUGGUGUCCGGAAGCUGGGACUGCAGCGUGAAGAUAUGGAACAACUUCCACAUCGAUGCGGUGAUCGGCUACCUAUCGCUGGAGGAUAAGAUCGUUUGUUUGGACACCUUCCAGGCGGGUAACAGUCUGAAAGUAGUGGUUGGCGCUGCCAGUGGAGAGGUCUACCUCUGGAAAGUAACGCUGAAAUGUAACAGCCGGCGGCAGCCGAUCGAUGUCGACGGGCAGGAACACAGCGUGGUCGUUCUGCACCGAGAUGGGGGCGUUUGUGCGGCCCGAUUCAAUCGAACCUGUUCGCUGAUCGUGAGCUGCGGGGAGGAUCGUAUGUUCAACAUAGUGGACAUCGAAACCGGAAUGGUGAUAUUCAAGCGGGAAAUGGCGAACGUGAUAGGGACCGUUUGCUGGACGAAGGACGACAAGUAUCUGCUGCUGGGCGACCGGGACGGUGUGCUCUACGUGUGGAAUAUGCUCGAUGGGGUGAUACAGAGGGAACUUGCGGUGCAUUCCGGUGGCGUUUACUGCAUCGGAAGCACUCGACAGGGUCAGAUUAUAACCAGUGGAAAAGACGAUCGGGACUAUUGUGUCAAAAUAUGGAGGUGCAAUUUGUGAGUAUGAGUUUGAGGCCGAGUGCCUAUUUCUCUUUGUUUAGCUUGUGUUUACGAACAAAGUCAGCAUUUCGUCCGUUGACAAGAGUUUUUACAGUGUUGUUUUAUGUUCCUUUUGUAUGUCUGUAGCAAAUAGUAAAGAAUCUCGUCUACUAGUUU